AUGCCUGUGGAGGCUCAGUUAUUUACAGUCCACAAAUCGCAAGACGAAAAAGAACUAAUUGGAGGUGGCCUUCUACGUUCUGAGAGCCUAAAAUCCAUCGUGGAUACCCUAAAUGAAUCCCUCAAAGAACUUUCCGAUGUUGUUGGCAUAUCAAAAGAUGGAGGUCCGGAGGUUACGUUUCUUCGAAGCAAACAUCUUAAAACGGAUGACUCGAUUGAAAAUGUGACCCAGUUAAGUUUAAACGAUGCCAGUCGCUCCUUCGUAGACACAAAUAGCUGUCACGGAUUUGAAAAUGAAGAAGACCAGGAAGAAAAAUGUUUGGAAAAAUCAUCUGAUGAAAGUGUCAAGUGUUGCUACUUCGAGGGGGGUGAUGCCCCUUCUACGUACCCCGAGUAUUUCUCAAGCGCCGAAAUUUCUGAUCACGUGACCACGAUAGUUCAACUUGAGCGUCAGGUCAUGGAGCAGAGUCGCUGUUUUCAACAACAGAAAGUGGCUUUAAUGAGUAACGUGAAGGGCUCUGAAAGAAAUCUUAUUUGUAAAUAUGAGGCCAAAUUGGAGAAGAAUUACCAGUUAAUUGAUGAGCUCAUUACUGAAAAGAAGGCUCUUACUGAACAAUGUGCUAAGUUGGUCACCGAUAUACGCCUGGUUUCCAAAAGGAUGUUGGCUAAGCAGAAGUUGUUAGAGGAGAAUCAUAAGGUUGAAUUGAGGAAAGUCCAGGCAAAAACUAUCGCAGCGGAAAAGAUUAAGCGCGAACGGUGGGAGGCUGCAAGAACAAAAACAAUCAAGGAGCUAACAAUGAGGGGUGUGGAACGCGAAGUCCAGCGUAUCAUGGCCACCCACAAGGAAGAAAUUCAGGCACUUAAACGACAGCAUAAGGAGGAAUUAGAGAAAGCUGAUGCUCGGGCGUUUGAUAGCUACACAAAAAAACUGGAGGAAGCGUGCUCGAAUCUAAGCAAAGAGAGUGAAGAGGCCUGUGUUCGAGAGCGGAAACUGAUAACCGAAAGAUACGAAGCAUUGAUGGCUGAAGAGCGCUUAGCAUGGGAGGGCCUCAAAAUGAAACUCACGCGAGAGUCAGCUGACGAAAAAGAUCGCCUUAUGGCUAUAAUUUCCCGAGAACGCAUUGAAUUUGAAAAGGAACUUGGUAAUCUGAACACGGCUCUCGUCAAAGCCAAUGAAGAACACGACAAUGAGAUGACGCGCAUGAAAAGGGAGCUCAUGACUAGGCACACGUCAGAAAUUGAGGCGCUACAAUCUCGAUUGGAAGUGGAGAGGUCUACUAAUGCGGAGUCAAUAUGCGCCCGAGUUGAGUCAGAGCUACUAAAACGAGAAUGCGAAAUUGUCGAAAGACUUCGGAAGGAAAAGGAUCAUCAGCUGGAUGCCGCUAUCAAAGGUCUGGAAGCAAAAUUAAACGAGUCUCGUGAGGAAGCCGAAAGUAGUGCCAAAGAAAAAGUAAGGCAGUUAAAGGAACAGCACCUGAAAGACAUCGGUGAACUUGAGGUUCUAGAGCGUCAAACUAACGAGAGGUAUCUUCAAAUGCGUGCAAGAUGCGUAGAACUCGAAAGAGAUUGUAUCGGCUUCCAAGAGCGCAUCCGCCAGCUAGAAGGAGAGUUAAAAGAACUGCGGUCAGUAAACGAGAAACUGACAGGAGAGCGAGAAUGUCUGAAGGAGGUAGUUAGACAAGAAUUAAUGGACCAGCUCGUCGAGAGUGAGGCCCAGGUGAGCCAGAUGCAGCGUGAAUUGGCACAGACGAGGGCUCAAGCCAACGCCGAAGUCAGCAAAAUGCAGUCGCAGUUGGGGGCUGUGAAGAGGGCAACGGCAGACGGGCUACAGUCUUUGCAUGAAAGGAUCAAAGAAGCCAUCACAAAGAAGAAUGAGAACAUCAAAGAGAUAAUUAGGCUGCACGAGAAGGAAAUAGAAGACCUGAAGACACAGCUAGCUAUUUGGAAGAAUCGAAGUGCUCAGAACAAAAGUCCUGAAGAGGAGUCCACUAACAGCAAUGCUCACUUUUACCCUUCACCAGAUGUUGAUACCAGUUCUAAGGUAUGCAAGAGGAAUGCAGCUAAGGUUCGGACGGCCAUCGUACGGCGGCGCUGA
Messenger RNA from Mesocestoides corti, 2094 nucleotides. The record is from the annotation of a GenBank genome assembly. Lineage: Eukaryota; Metazoa; Platyhelminthes; Cestoda; Cyclophyllidea; Mesocestoididae.